Molecule: messenger RNA, 5982 nt
Organism: Amphibalanus amphitrite
Lineage: Eukaryota; Metazoa; Arthropoda; Thecostraca; Balanomorpha; Balanidae
Product: ATP-binding cassette sub-family C member 10-like
Exons: 26
Coding region: 608-5305 (1565 amino acids)
Biological process (GO): transmembrane transport
Cellular component (GO): membrane
Molecular function (GO): ABC-type transporter activity; ATP hydrolysis activity; ATP binding
Source: RefSeq, a predicted model, not a curated record
GCUUUGUCACUGCUUCUUAUUGUGUGUCGUUCCCAAAAUCCUUGCAAAAUCCCUUAUCUUGUGUUGUUCCCGCGCGCACGGUCUGUGAUCAAAGUUGUUUCAAUUUCAUCCAAGACCCAAGUCAGGAGGCGCUCCGUAUGCCGUCGACCAAGGAGCACAGUCGCGGUCGGCGGCUGGCCGGCGGUGUGUCCAUGUCGCGCCAGCAGCGCUACCUGGUCACAGUCUGUGUGCAUGUGUUCCGUGCGUCGCUGCUGCGCGAGUGCCGCUUCGUCGCGCAACUGUCGCGCACCAGUGUUAUCACGCCAGCCGUGGUGCGCGUGGCCUCUAUGCGCCUGAUGCUGCGCAACGAGAGAAUGUGGGACUGAGCGGAGAAGUACAUCAGAGAGGACCGAGCGGCUGUGACCGACGCGGAAAGGAGUGGACGGAGUGACCGUUGCGAUGAACUCAGUCAACAGACGAAGUGUGAAGCGCUGACUGGAGAAGUGCAGCGGAAGUGCGACAGCUGGCUCAUACGGUACCAGUGAUCAUGGACUGCAACUGGUGAGGUGCAGUGUCAAUGAAACUGUAACGGUCGGCCUUUAGCCGAAUACACGGUGUUUUUUUAGUCAUGUUUGCGUUUGAAGAGACAGUGGCGGCGGACGAUUCGGCGACGUGGCGGCGGCUGUGCGGCACGCCGCGGUUCUCUCCGCUAUCAAAGGACGGCAGCUUCUUGUCUCCCUGCUGCGAGGCGCUGGCGGUGGCCACGCCGGCUGCCGUGCUGUACCUGAUAGCGGCCGCGUUCUGUCUGGACGGUGCCCUGCGGCGCUCAGAGGUGGUGAGCCGCCCGCCGACCGGCCGCCGCCUCGUCACCGCCCGUCUGUGGCUGACGGGACCGCUGGCGGCGGCCGCUGCCGCCCGGCUGGCCGCGUUCGCCGCGCUCACCGACCGCUGGUGGGUGGCGGCCGCUCUGGCGCCCGUGGUGCUGACCCUCGCCUGGCUGGCGGCGGCGCUGGUGGCAGCAGCGGUGCGCGACCGGCUGCCGUGCGGCUCGCGCGGCCCGCUGGCGCUGCUGCUGGCCGAGCUGCUGCUGCUGGGUGUGGGCGGUGUGCAGCUGGCCGGCAGCGUGCUGCGCUGGCGGGCCACCGGCGCCACCCUGCCGCUGGCACAGCUCAGCUGUGACGCCGCCUACCUGGCACUGGCGGUGCUGCGCCUGCUCACACAGCUCCCGCAGUACCCGGCCGACCAAGACCCGGCUGCCGGGGACCGAACUCCCCUGGUGACUGAGCCCGUCACCCCAGGCCGCCCUCUCGGUGUGGCGGAGGACGGGGCCGGCUGGCUCUCAGUUCUCACCUUCUGGUGGGCGCAGCCACUGAUGCGGCGCGGUCGCCAACGUCAGCUAUACGACAUCACCGACCUACACACACUGCCGGCGGCACUGAACACGGACAGAGUGGACGCCCGGUUCACGGCCUGCCUGCGCCGGCGGACCGCUCAGUUGAGGGAGGCUGCCGCUGCUGACUCUGAACCGGAGCGCCUGCUACCGCCGGCCGCCGGGCCGGAGAGCCAGCAGGUCUCGUUACUGGGUGUGCUGCUUCGCUCGUUCGGUGCCGAGUACCUCCUGCUGGGCGUCCUGAAACUGGUGGCCGACCUGUCCACGUUCGCCGGGCCGCUGCUGCUCAACGCCAUCAUUACUUUCAUCGAGGACCCCCGUCAACCCAUGACGCGUGGCUAUGUCUACGCGGCUACCAUCUGUGCUGCGAACGUCAUCGGCGUGCUGUGCACCACCCAGUACGACUACCGACUGGCCAAGGUGGGACUGAAGGUUCGGGCCGCCUUCGUCUCCACCAUCUACAGGAAGAUCCUGGACGUGCCGCUGGCCCAGCUGGCCAGACUCAGCUCGGGCGAGGUCAUGACCUUCAUGUCGGUGGACACGGAUCGUGUCGUCAACCUGUGCAGCAGCUUCCACGCCUUCUGGAGCCUGCCCGUUCAGUUCGGAGUCACUCUGUACCUGCUCUACUGGCAAAUCGGCGUCUCGUUUCUGUCCGGUCUCGUGUUCGCCAUCGCCCUGGUGCCGCUCAACAAGUGGAUCGCCAAUAAAACCGGCCAGUACAGCGCUGGGAUGCUGGAGCACAAGGACCACCGCGUCAAGCUGACCUCGGAAGUGCUCCAGGGAAUCCGCACCGUCAAAUUCAGCAGCUGGGAGAGCUUCUUCACGGCACUGAUCGGCGUGCGUCGUACGGAAGAGGUGCGUUUUCUGAAGAAGCAGAAGUACCUGGACGCGUGGUGUGUGUUCUUCUGGGCCACCACACCGGUGCUGAUGUGUCUGCUGACGUUUGGAACCUACGUGCUGCUCGGAAACCGGCUCACCGCCGCCACGGUUUUUACGACGAUCGCGCUGCUCAACAUGCUGAAGGGCCCGAUAAACGCCUACCCGUGGGCUUUGAACGGCCUGAUCGACUCACUGGUCUCCAUCCGACGCGUGCAGCGGCUGCUGGCGCUGCCUGACAUGGAUCCGGACCAGUAUUACUGCGAUAAGGAUGAUCUGCCGCACAACAUCGCUGACGCCGACAUCGCCAUCCACCAGGGAUUCUUCCACUGGGGAGCGGCGUCUCCCUCAUCGGACGGAGCCGCGGGACGGCAGUCAGCCGGCCCCGAGGAGCCCUCGCCAGGAGCCUCGGCUGAGACCGAGACCACCAUGUCUGAAGUGCUCUACUCGGGAAACGCGCGACAUCAGAUCAAACUGUGGGGCGUCAGCUUGGCUGCCUGGCCGGGUCAGGUGGUCGGCGUGAUGGGUCCCGUCGGCUGCGGCAAGUCCAGCCUGCUGUACGCCGUGCUUGGGGAACUUCUGAAGGAGGAUGGUCUGGUACACCUGACCGACCGACACCGCGCCGUGGGGCUCGUCUCGCAGGAGCCGUGGCUCCAGCAGGGCACCGUGAGGGAUAACAUACUGUUCGGCGCCGCCUAUAACGUCGAAAAGUACAGGUCUGUGGUGUCGGCCUGCGCGCUGACCUCUGACCUGGAGACGCUGCCGGCCGGUGACCUGACGCCGGUCACACAGAACGGGGCCAGCCUGAGCGGCGGCCAGAGGGUGCGCGUGGCGCUGGCCAGGGCUGUCUACCAGGAUUUACAGGUGUACCUUUUGGACGACAUUUUCUCGUCGCUGGACCCGCGCGUGGCCGAGCACGUGAUGCGCCAGUGUGUGCGCCGCCUGCUGCGCGGAGCCACGGUGGUGCUGUGCGGCCAUCAGAGGCCGCUGCUGAGGCUCACCGAUCACCUAGUGGUCAUGGACAAGGGAUACGUCACCAGACAGGGACCGCCGUCGGAGAUUCUCGCCGAGAUCCCUGACUCUCCGACUGACUCCGAGCCGACCUUCUCCUCCUCUUCCUCCUCCACCGACGACUCUCCGUCUGUGGCCGAGCCGUCCGACGCCGUACAGGAGGAGGACAGGGUUCUGGGCGCCGUGCGCUGGCCGGUGUACAAGGCCUACUACCGGGCUGUCGGUCGGCUCCUGGCGCCAAUCGUACUGCUCACUGUGGCUGCCAUGCAGGCCAGCAGCAACGCCACCGACCUAUGGCUGGGUUUCUUCGUCACAUCCACCACCGGCGCCAACAGCACGGCCGCGCCUCCCUCUCCAGAACCACAAUCUCUGCUCUGGCUGCGACUGCAGGCGGGUCCCGUGCCGGCGCCGGCCGGCAGCGACCACCAGCGGCGGUUUUUCGAGGUGUACGGCGGUAUAGCGGCUGGGAACGCCGUGCUGGCCAUUAUGAGGUCGUUCCUGUUCGCGUAUGGAGGAGUGCGAGCGGCUCGAGUGGUGCAUGAUGGCCUACUGCAGGCGGUGCUGAAGGCGGACCUGUCGUUUUUCUCGAUGAACCCCGUGGGCCGUAUCGUCAAUCGGUUCUCCUCCGACCUGUUCACCGUGGACAGCUCUCUGCCGUUCAUUUUGAACAUCUUGCUGGCACAGUUCGCCGGACUGACAGGUUUUGUGGUGGUGACCGUCAUCAGCCUCCCGUGGGUGGGACUGCUGCUGCUGCCUCUCGGAGUCAUCUACUACUACAUACAAAACUUCUACAGGUAUACAUCGCGGGAGCUGAAGCGUCUUUCCACGCUGACCCUGUCGCCCGUCUAUGUCCAUUUCGUGGAGACGCUGUCGGGCCUGGCCACCGUGCGCGCACUGAGGGGUCGAGAUAGGAUGAUUCUGGAGAUGAGUCACCGUCUGGAGGCCAGCCAACAGGCCCGGUUCGCCACGCAGGCCUCCGUGUCGUGGCUCAACUUCCGCCUGCAGCUGAUUGGCGUUUCCAUGGUAACCGGUGUGGCGCUGCUCGCCGUGCUCAAACACCACGUCGGCGUGGAGACGCAUGCCGGUCUGGUCGGACUGGCCAUCUCGUGUGCACUGAGCGUCACCGGCUUCCUUAGUGGCCUGGUCAGCGCCUUUACUGAGACGGAGAAGGAGAUGGUCAGCAUGGAGCGUAUCCAUCACUACAGCUGUACGGCCGGAGAGGGGGACGGCGACGGGAUGGGAGGGGGAGGCUCAGACCAGACGGACGCGGCCGCCCCACCGCCACCGCCGCCGCCGCCCGGGUGGCCGGAACACGGACGGGUCUCCUUUGUCGAUGUGUCACUGCGAUAUAGCGGCUCGCUGCGGCCGGCGCUGUCGGGCGUCUCGUUCACCGUGGAGUCCGGUCAGAGUCUGGGCGUGGUGGGCCGCACCGGCUCCGGCAAGUCCUCCCUCCUAGCCGCCCUGUUCAGGAUGCACCCGACCUGUGGUGGCGCCGUGUUCAUCGAUGAUGUCAACGUCACUGAUGUCAGCGUGGAGACGCUCAGGCGGAGUCUGUCGGUGAUCCCGCAGCAACCGUUCCUGUACAGCGGAACCGUGCGACAGAACCUGGACCCGAGCGGCCUCUGCUCCGACAUACUGCUCUGGGCGGCGCUCACAGAGUGUCACCUCAGGCCGGUUAUUGGCUCCCUGGACAUGGAGCUGAGCGAGCAGGGCCGUCAGCUGUCAAUGGGCCAGCGUCAGCUGCUCUGUGUGGCCCGCGCCCUGCUCCGUCAGUCACAGGUGGUCUGCCUGGACGAGGCCACCGCUAACCUCGACCCGGAGACGGAUCGGCUCGUACAGGCGACCGUGCAGGACAGUCUACGUCACAAGACGGUCAUCAGUAUCGGUCACCGUCUCUCCGCUGUCCGCUGGUGUGACCGGGUGCUGGUCAUGGCCGGUGGGGAGGCCGUGGAGCUGGGGCCGCCCGAUCAGCUCCUGGCCGACCCCGGCUCCGCCUUCAGCGCCCUGUUCAGGCAGCAGGAGAAGGCGGAGGGCACGGGCUCGGACUGAGCAGGUGGGAGAGGUGCGUGUUGAUGGAGGUGGGGCGUGUCAAGAGCCGCCGCGAGAGCGAAGAAUAAAAUAGUGAUCUUUGGCAUCAUGGUGGUCGAUUUUCAAGUCAAAGGUCAAGACGGUCUUGAUACAUGUUAACCUUGAAUUGCAUUGAAAUGCGGGAAAACACCUGCCGACAUUCCUGCGUAGAUGACAUGGCCUUAUCGUGUGCUGUGUACCCGGUAUUUGAAUUGUGGGUUGGGUAAAGUGAUCACGACGUUCGACCUCGCAUGAAAAUCCUCUGUAAAGACCGACAAUUGAUACAGGCGACUAUUUUAGACCUUUGCUGUGUAUCAUCGGUUGGCCUUUUCAACUGCAGUUAUAAUAGUUUUAGUUUUAUUAUAUCUAGUCUUCAUUUCUUCACUGCAUCACCUGUAGUUUUUAGCGAUAUUGUACUUUUAACGAUUAUUGGACCCUCGUUUUAAUGUUCAUACCUCCCACGCUAUUAUGCAUGUAUGACGUCUUUUAAUGUUUAGUUUAUACACAAUCAAUUUGCUCACCACACGUCAGAAGUCCAAUCCCAACUCAGUUGUGUAUGGGCUCUAUAAGUGUUACCAGUGUGUUCAAGUGUUUGUGAUCCGAGCCACUCACCGUUGUGCUCACUGCUCAGUAUCAAUACACGUCCUUCAUGCUAUCUA